This is a messenger RNA of Rhododendron vialii, 1703 nucleotides long. RefSeq names its product developmentally-regulated G-protein 2. Gene Ontology annotation, biological process: cytoplasmic translation. Gene Ontology annotation, cellular component: cytoplasm. Lineage: Eukaryota; Viridiplantae; Streptophyta; Magnoliopsida; Ericales; Ericaceae. Gene Ontology annotation, molecular function: GTPase activity; GTP binding. The transcript is spliced from 12 exons. Bases 200 to 1399 code for a protein of 399 amino acids. The record is from RefSeq and is a predicted model, not a curated record.
GUUGGCAAUGAGUUGAGACUUGAGCCCUAGCCAUUCCACAGUGAUUCUGGGCUCCAUCGCAUGUAGGCUGUACACAAGGAAAAUCUUCGUACCAUCUCAUUUCUCAGACGCCCAAUCUAUCGAGCUUCGAAUCCUCUCUCUCUCUCUCUCUCUCUCUGCUUGGUACAAUUCUCUGGUUGACAGCUAAAUUGUUCCAAAGAUGGGGAUCAUAGAAAAGAUUAAAGAAAUCGAAGCCGAGAUGGCACGAACUCAGAAAAAUAAAGCAACAGAAUAUCAUCUGGGCCAGCUUAAGGCAAAGAUAGCGAAACUAAGGACACAGUUAUUGGAGCCUCCAAAAGGUUCUAGUGGAGCUGGCGAGGGUUUCGAAGUUACAAAAUAUGGACAUGGACGUGUUGCACUAAUAGGAUUUCCAAGUGUGGGGAAGUCAACUCUUCUGACACUCUUGACUGGAACACAUUCGGAAGCUGCAUCAUAUGAAUUCACAACCCUUACCUGCAUCCCUGGGAUUAUUCACUAUAAUGGUACAAAAAUUCAAUUGCUUGAUCUUCCUGGAAUCAUCGAAGGUGCUUCUGAAGGCAAGGGACGCGGUAGGCAGGUUAUUGCUGUUUCAAAGUCAUCAGACAUUGUUUUGAUGGUUCUUGAUGCCUCAAAAAGUGAGGGACAUCGGCAAAUAUUGACAAAGGAGCUGGAAGCUGUGGGCCUGCGUUUGAACAAGAGACCACCUCAAAUAUAUUUUAAAAGGAAGAAAACUGGAGGAAUCUCUUUCAACAGCACGGGCCCAUUAACUCAUGUUGAUGAGAAGCUUUGUUACCAAAUUCUACAUGAGUACAAGAUUCAUAAUGCUGAGCUAUUGUUUCGUGAGGAUGCUACUGUUGAUGAUCUCAUUGAUGUUAUUGAGGGGAACCGCAAGUACAUGAAGUGUAUAUACGUCUACAACAAGAUAGAUGUUAUUGGUAUUGAUGACGUGGACAAAUUAGCCCGACAACCAAAUUCUGUUGUCAUUAGCUGCAAUCUGAAGCUAAAUCUAGACAGACUGCUUGCAAAGAUGUGGGAGGCAAUGGGGCUUGUGAGAGUUUACACAAAGCCGCAGGGACAACAACCUGAUUUCUCCGAUCCUGUGGUUCUCUCCGCUGAUAGAGGUGGCUGCUCAGUCGAAGACUUCUGUAACCACAUACACCGGAGCCUUGUGAAGGAAGUCAAAUACGUGUUAGUGUGGGGCAUGAGUGCAAGGCACUAUCCUCAGCACUGUGGCCUAAGUCAUGUUCUUCAGGAUGAAGAUGUAGUUCAGAUAGUCAAAAAGAAGGAGAAGGAAGGUGAAGGGAAAGGUAGAUUCAAGUCGCAUUCAAAUGACCCCGCUCGAAUAUCUGACAGAGUAAAGAAAGCUCCCCUGAAGAACUAGAUUUUUUUUGACAUUCUACGGCUUAGAAUUUGUUCUUUCAAGAGGUACUUAAGUGAUGGUUUAUUACCUUUUGGGAAAAUUGGUUCUCUGUUUUUGUCCUUGUCCUUGGCCUCAGCCCUCCAUAGUCGGCCUGCUCUUAGUCUUGAUGUUGUUUCUUAAACUGGGUUCUGUUUUUGUACUUAAAAAACUCUGUUUCUUUCUUGCCAAUGGAGUUCUUAUAUUUGAGCCCCCACACAAAGAAAUAAGAAAAAGAUUCUGAUGGUUGAUCAGUUCUAAAUCCUUGGACAUGGAAGUAAGAUUUUGA